AUGGGUCCUUUCAGAUUAAUGUAUCGUCUUUUUGAGGCUGUUAUGGAGCAGUCAAACUCUUACGAGAGUCCUGCCAGUAGAGGAAUGCUGAUAUUGAGUUAUUGCAUUUCUCCCUUUGCUGCCAUGUGCAUGACAACUGCUAUCAUCCUGAAUCGUCUUACUGUGUUCGCCAUCACGCGAUACAGUAACCGGAAGUUGCCACGGAUAUCGUCUCUGUUGAUUCGUAUAGUCGCAAUUUGGGCUUUGUAUUCUAGCAGUUACGGUGUCUUGGUUGCGCUGAAGACUUAUCAGAAUCACAGACCCCACGUCAACCUUUUACUGUCUGAUUCCUACUUUUUCAACAAAGAUCUGUUUGAAGCUGCAAGAUUCCUUUAUUGUGGUUUUGGAAAGGUAACGGUUGUCCGAGGGGCAGAACCCAACAGUGCUCCAAUUGUCUUGGGACCUUCUCCUGCUGUAUUCCGCAAUUUUUAUUUGGGAAUUUGCGUCAGCCAAAUAAUUGAGGCAUUUGUAUCAUUGACAAACGGACAAGACCCUUCGGUUGAAAAUGGACUGACCCUGUUUGAAUAUUCCGUGGCUUUCCAGGAGAUCCAAGGAUCUCAGAUUCCCUCUUAUGCAUCCAUGGUCGUGGCCCUAAUUGCAUUAGCUAACCAACUGCUGAUCCAUGUUCUAGGAUUGUUGAAUUUGACCAAGUAUAAACUUCUACCUUCCUCAGUAAUUGGGUUGUACGGAUUAUUUUUUUUUGCAACUACCUUUUACGAUGGAACUUUCCUUUCACUUCCCUACACGAUUUACUUGGGAUACUUCCCACAACUGGUGACAGCUCUUAUUAUUCUUCUAUGCUUCCUUAUUUACACACUGGCCGUCAUAUUUAAGGGGGGAUCAUACGAAGACCUUCAAUUUAGCAGCAUAACACAUAAUUCACAAUCGCUGAACGUAUCAUUGAGUGAUGAUUUUUACACAGCUUUGAUGAACAUUGGUUCCUUCGUGAUCACUGUCUCUGGUAGACAAAGCUAUAUCAAUGAAUUGUCAUCUAUUGAAGUACCGGAGAGCAAUUUUCUUCAAGGUGAUAGUGGAUACAAUGUUCAAUAUUUGACACACCCAACUCUUGCCAAAUUGCAUGAUAAGGCUAAAGUUGGCUUAAUAAGAAAGAGGAUCAACAAUUUUUCAAAUCUUGUCUCUCAGUUCGUCGACAUGAUCAUCUUACUCGCAUUCAAAAGAAAACUAAUCGUAAAUAAGCAGCCAAAGUCUACAUCAAGUCAGAGAGAAAAAGCAAACCGCAAUGCAAAACCUCAAGUUAGAGAACUGGACAUUGAUGACGUUACUGUAGACCAGUACACUUACGGCAUGUUACUGAAAGACACAACUUUUUCCGACGUGGAUAAUUCGGACGAUUACAUCUAUGAAGAAAGUUCGACUGAUGAUUCAGAUUGGGAGUAUAACAGUGAUGUUGAAAUUGAAACAGAGAAUUCUAACCCAUCAUUUGCACAAUUACAACGGAAAUCUGUUUAUUCUGGUAUGCAGCCUUUCCAGAAACAGUAUAAUGCACUAUCUGAACUGGUAGGCAGCGUUGAUUUUAGGCAUCUUCUCUCUCCUGAUUCUCUUUCUGACAGGCAGCAGGCACGCCUCCUCAGCAUUUCCUUUAGCAACAGCAGUCUAUCCAAGACCCAUCUUACCCGUUCGAAAUUCAAGGAGUUAUACGAAAAACAUCCAGAAUGGAAAUUGCAGGAUCUGAUUUUUGAUAAACGACCUUUGACAACUACUGAGGAUUUCCAGGAUUCGUUGGGUAAUUGUGUCGUUUGUCAGAGCAACUCGCGUCAAGUAAUUCUAUGGCCUUGCAGGUGUCUUGCUAUCUGUGAACCCUGCAGAGUGUCUUUGGUAAUGCGAAAUUUCAAGGAAUGUGUUUGUUGUCGGAGACACGUUGAUGGAUUCAGCAAAAUCUAUAUUCCUUGA
Molecule: messenger RNA, 1950 nt
Organism: Komagataella phaffii GS115
Lineage: Eukaryota; Fungi; Ascomycota; Pichiomycetes; Pichiales; Pichiaceae
Exons: 1
Coding region: 1-1950 (649 amino acids)
Biological process (GO): ubiquitin-dependent protein catabolic process; protein ubiquitination
Molecular function (GO): ubiquitin protein ligase activity
Source: RefSeq, a predicted model, not a curated record